UGAGCCUUCUCUUAUUGUUAAUCAUCAUCAUCAUCAUCAUCAACAUCCAAUGGAGUUGAAGAAUGAUAAGCUAAUGAAGUACAACUCUUUGCCAGAGUACUUGAAGGACAAUGAGUACAUCUUAGAUCACUACAGACCAGAAUGGCCAUUGAGACAAACAAUCCUCAGCAUCUUCUCCAUCCACAAUGAAACUCUUAAUAUUUGGACGCACUUGAUAGGAUUCUUCUUCUUCCUCAUCCUCGCCAUUCUCACUGCUGCCAUGAUACCAAGAGAUAUUCAUGCAUUCACAAUCACAAGGAUUGAAGAACUAAUCAUCCCAUUAAACACCACCACUACCAAUCCAUAUGUUCUAAUGAGCACCAUGAUAUCACCAAUACUAAAAAGACCGAUAACCCGGUUUCCCUUUUUCACCUUUCUCUUCGGUGCCAUGUUCUGUCUACUAACAAGCAGUCUUUGCCAUCUCCUGAUCAGUCAUUCUGAGAAAAUUGCAUACAUUAUGCUAAGACUAGAUUACAUUGGAAUUGCAUCUCUAAUUAUCACCUCAUUCUACACUCAAGUGUUCUACAGUUUCAUAUGUUUUCCCUUUUUCUUCAACCUCUACAUGAGCUUCAUCACCGUCUUCGGUGCGGCCACCAUCGUCAUCUCACUCCUUCCAAUCUUCCAAACUGCUCUGUUUCGCAACGUAAGGGCCAUGCUAUUUUUUUCCAUGGGAGUGUCUGGAGUUGUGCCUAUAAUGCAUAAGGUAAUAGUCUUCGGUGAUCGGCCAGAGGCGAUGUUAUCAGCAUGGUAUGAGUUGCUUAUGGGGGUUUUUUAUGGUCUCGGAGUCAUCAUCUAUGCGGCGAGGGUGCCGGAGAGGUGGAUUCCGGGUAGUUUUGAUCUUGUUGGCCAUAGUCAUCAGCUAUUUCAUCUCUUAGUUCUUGCAGGAGCAUACACUCACUACCUUGCAGGUCUUGUUUAUCUCAGUUGGAGAGAUGUUGAAGGUUGUUAGUAUGUUAUAUAUAUAUAGUUGU
This is a messenger RNA of Dioscorea cayenensis subsp. rotundata (Guinea yam), 1010 nucleotides long. RefSeq names its product heptahelical transmembrane protein 4-like. Gene Ontology annotation, cellular component: membrane. NCBI's taxonomy places the organism in Eukaryota, Viridiplantae, Streptophyta, Magnoliopsida, Dioscoreales, Dioscoreaceae. Bases 50 to 988 code for a protein of 312 amino acids. The transcript is spliced from 2 exons. Gene Ontology annotation, molecular function: signaling receptor activity. The record is from RefSeq and is a predicted model, not a curated record.